UCGAAGCUGCGUUGGAAGCAGUCACACAGACCACCACGGCGCUCCAAACCGAGGACGUACAAUAUUUCAUGCUUUAUAAACCUUUUUUUUUAUUACUGUAAUAAGCUGAUACUGUAUACGUGUUGUUAUUUUUGAAAAUCGCAAGUUACAUAAACAAAUUGCUAAUCGAAAAAAGAAUACACCAUGGCAGUGUUGACAGGUGGAGAGAAGUGCGUAAAGUAUUUACUGUUCACCUUCAAUUUUAUCUUCUGGCUUGCAGGAACGUUGGUGCUCGCUAUUGGGCUAUGGCUUCGUUUCGACUCCAGGACCAAAGGCCUUUUCGAAGGAGAGGGUUCUCCUUCGGUCUUCUUCACAGGGGUCUACAUCCUGAUUGUAGCUGGAGCCCUCAUGAUGGUGGUGGGUUUCCUGGGCUGCUGUGGAGCAAUCCAGGAAUCGCCAUGCAUGCUGGGACUGUUCUUCUUCUUCCUGCUAAUCAUAUUUGCAGUUGAAGUUGCUGCUGGGAUCUGGGGCUUUUCCAACCAAGACAAGGUUGUGGAGGAUGUGAAGACGUUCUAUACCGAGACCUUCGAAAACUACAAAAAGACCAAACAGGAAGCACUGAAAGAGACGCUGCGUCUCAUCCAGUUUGGGCUGAACUGCUGUGGGCCCACCGGUACCCCCUUCGAUGGCGCCGCAGACACCUGUCCGAAAAAAGAGGGACUGGACCAAUUCAUUACUAAAAGCUGCCCCAGCGCCAUUGAGGAAAUGUUCAGCUCCAAGCUCCACAUCAUCGGAGGGGUCGGAAUUGGCAUUGGCAUCAUCAUGAUCUUCGGCAUGAUCUUCAGCAUGAUGCUCUGCUGCGCCAUCAAGAAGACGCAGGAGGUGGUGUGAGGAGGAUCCCGUAUCCAUGACAACGCCAUGCCUCCUUGUUAAUUUAUGUUAGUCUCUCUCUGUCCAGGGGUCGCAGCUUUUACGUACAGCCUUACAACUUCUAAUCUGACGGCGGCGGCCAAGAGCCGGUUAGGUGGAACACGAUAAGCCAGUUACUAAUUUACCAGUUCCGUACUUGGUGGAAAUUUGUGGGUUUAGAUUAGUGUGGGACCAGCCCUCUAAAGUUGUACAAAACACAGUCAGCUAAUAAUACCAAGAUUAUAAUGAGAGAUUAGCAGCUAGAUUCCUUUUCGUUUAAUUUCGGUGUAUGUUUGAAACAAAGCGCCUUUAAGUUUGAUUCUCCCUCCCCCCCCCCCCUUUUUUUUUUUUGCAGUG
This is a messenger RNA of Megalops cyprinoides (Indo-Pacific tarpon), 1245 nucleotides long. It is a transcript of the gene cd9b, whose product is annotated as CD9 molecule b. The record is from RefSeq and is a predicted model, not a curated record. The coding region runs from base 184 to 870 and encodes 228 amino acids. The transcript has 8 exons. NCBI's taxonomy places the organism in Eukaryota, Metazoa, Chordata, Actinopteri, Elopiformes, Megalopidae. Gene Ontology annotation, cellular component: membrane.